UGUUUGGUCAAAAGGUGAGAGUGAACAGACACAGACCAGAAUACACAGUUGUUUGUUUGCAUUGCAAAACAACAACAGCAUACUAUGUCUCGCGAAGAAGACAUCCUCAACACUGUUCAAAGCGAACUCGGCCUUUCAUCGGAGCUGCAUGUCGGUGGUUCAUCAAAUUUCAAGCUUCCUGAAGGUUGGAUUAUGGAGGAAAAACCUCGACCCUCUAAGCCUAAUCAUGUUGACAAGUAUUACUAUGAACCGCAUACCAGAAGGAAGUUUCGAUCAUUGGCAUCUGUUCAGAAAUAUCUAGCACAAGAAGCAGGAGAUCAUGAUAUCAAUGAUAUCACUGAGACAACUAUAUCAAAAGAUGGAAACACAAAUACUAAUUAUACCGAGCCAGGAGAAGGAAAACAAUUGGAAGAAAAACCAAGUACAGCAAUACCGAAGUUUGCAGUGGAACCAGAAGUGAAAAUUGUUCGUGGUAUAAGAAGUUCUAGAAACCGUUCUCAUAAACCUUCUUCUUCACUAUCACAAGAAGAAAUAAUCAUUCCAAAGCCCUGCAAACACUCUAAUCAAUAUCCUGCAAAAAAACAUGUGAAGCUGGAUAAUCAGAAAAAACCCAACUCUGAGAAGAGUAACAGAGCUCCGGUGCAUAACCUAACUGGUCCACCACCAGAAAAAGUGAGCUGGGUUCUGUCUGGUGCAGAUGGCUUUUGGAACCCUUUUGUUGAUGGUUUGGCUGUGCCAGAAGCUGAAAGGCUAAGAUGGUCUGAAGCAUUUGUACAAACCAUCUAUGAUAAGGGAAACUAAGGUUGGAUGAAGAUGAGGAUCUUCCUUAGUUGAGAAUGGAUAAUGGAAUUAUGUGCACCUUAAAAUUUAUGCAGAUAUUAUUCUAUUUUAGUAUAUGCCUUAAAAUUUAUGCAGACAUUGUUCUAUUUUAGUAUGUGCAGACAGAUGUUAAGAAGUGUAAUGAUGUAGUUUGUAUCUUAAGUUAUGUUUGGAUCACACAUGGAAGCAACUUCUAAACUGGGUUAUGAUUGAGGUUUUUGAAUCUUCAUUUCAUUUUAAUCUUAA
Molecule: messenger RNA, 1065 nt
Organism: Vigna unguiculata (cowpea)
Lineage: Eukaryota; Viridiplantae; Streptophyta; Magnoliopsida; Fabales; Fabaceae
Product: methyl-CpG-binding domain-containing protein 7-like
Molecular function (GO): DNA binding
Source: RefSeq, a predicted model, not a curated record